Messenger RNA from Aplosporella prunicola CBS 121167, 3227 nucleotides. RefSeq lists its product as uncharacterized. The record is from RefSeq and is a predicted model, not a curated record. Gene Ontology annotation, cellular component: mitochondrion; nucleus. The transcript is spliced from 5 exons. Bases 159 to 2960 code for a protein of 933 amino acids. NCBI's taxonomy places the organism in Eukaryota, Fungi, Ascomycota, Dothideomycetes, Botryosphaeriales, Aplosporellaceae. Gene Ontology annotation, biological process: lagging strand elongation; Okazaki fragment processing involved in mitotic DNA replication; DNA repair. Gene Ontology annotation, molecular function: DNA binding; DNA ligase (ATP) activity; ATP binding.
CGAUGCGAUUGUCCCACUUUGUAUAUGAACAGAAGUCGCUCCUGCUUCGACCACGUUUCUUGAGCUUCCCUCUGACCCUGAGACCACGCUGUCGCCCACCAGUGUUGUACGAAUCGAUCUUGAAGCAGCAGCACCAAAGCCGUGCUCAAUCCACCAGCAUGCCUCCCAAGCAAGCUACCUUGGGCAAGUUCUUCGGAAAACCCAGUGCGCCGCAACAGUCGAAACUUUCCUUCUCUACCAAGGCGAAAAGCAAGGCAGCUAAGUCUGAAGAAGCGGAGGAAGUCGAGUCUGCCAAGUCGCCAUUGAAGAAGGAAGCCUCGAAAAAGAAGGUGCAAGAGAAUGGGCAUUCCGAAGAGGUGCAAGAUGAGGACGUGGACAUGAAAGACGAAGGCGCAUUUGACAAAGAUGCCGCCGCUGUGAAUGAGGACGAUGAGGAUAGUAAGGUAGCAAGCCCACCAGCAAAGAAAAGGGUUCAUGAAGAGACCAUUGAGGAGGAUGAAGAUGAUGACGGUCCAGUUUCUACGACGCGGAAGUCGAAAAAGGCGCGUGCGAGCAAGAAGCCUGAACCCUCUGCUAAAGCCGAGCCUAAGAAGAAGGCCACUCAGACAAAAGCUGAGAAGCCGGCUACGAAAACCAAAUCUAAGGUGAAGCAGGAGGAAGUAGAAGACGAACAACAAGAGGCUCCGUCUCCUUCGUCGAAAUUAAAAGCCACGGCGAAGGCAACUACUGGACGGAAAAGAAAGACUGCCUCGAAGUCCACCGAAGAUGAAGCCGAGACGGCAGCUAAGGCGGCUGCUGAAGAUGGUGUGAAGUCGGAAGCGUCUUCCGAAAAAGCCUCGCCUGAGCCAGACAAUGAAGAGGUUGUCUCGUCUGAGGAAGAAAAGCCUGAAGUUGCUGCGAAGGCUCGGGCGAAGGUCCAAUCUACACUGAAGGAUGCUGGCGAAAAUGCCUACCCGGAUUGGAAGGCGGGCGACCCUGUGCCCUACGCCGCACUUUGCGCUACUUUUUCAAAGAUUGAAAUGACGACCAAGCGCCUGGAAAUAUCGGCGCAUUGUUCAAAAUUUCUACGACAGGUGCUGCGGUUGACACCCAACGACCUUCUCCCAACAGUGUUGCUCAUGGUCAACAAGCUUGCCGCGGACUUUGCUGGUAUUGAGCUUGGUAUCGGCGAGUCAAUCAUCAUGAAAGCAAUUGGUGAGACUACUGGCAGGAGCCUACAAGUCAUCAAGACAGACCAGAAUGAAAUCGGUGACCUAGGACUUGUGGCUGCUAAGAGCAGGUCCAACCAGCCUACUAUGUUCAAGCCAAAGCCAUUAACUGUGCGCGGUGUCCAUGAAGGGCUCCUGACCAUUGCAACAAUUGAGGGCCAGGGUACACAAACCAAGAAGGUCGCUGGUAUCAAGAAGCUCUUGUCUGCUGCUGAUGCACAUCUGGCUGGCAAGGGCAGCAAGGGUGUUGACAUUACAAAGGACAAAGGUGGCCCUAGUGAGGCCAAGUUCAUUGUCCGAACUCUAGAAGGUAAGCUUCGAUUGGGCCUAGCAGACAGGUCUGUGCUUGUUGCCCUUGCCCAUGCUAUGGUCUCGCAUGAAGUCGACCCUAGCGGCAAAAAGGUUCCCAGCACCGAGCAGUUGGCCAAGGGAGAGAGGACUUUGAAGUCGGUCUAUAGUGAGCUUCCCAGCUACGAAGUCAUUGUUCCGGCCAUGAUCGAGCACGGCAUGGAAAAGCUGCCCGAACACUGCAAGCUCCAGGCCGGUGUACCACUCAAGCCUAUGCUUGCCAAGCCGACCAAGUCCAUCACUGAGGUGUUGGACCGUUUUGAAGGCAAGAACUUUACAUGCGAGUACAAAUAUGACGGCGAACGUGCGCAGAUACAUUUUGUUGCACACGACGCCGAGCAAGAUUUCAAGACUGCUGCGCCGUCGGCAGGCAAGACUGAGAGAGGCAUUUCCAACAUCUUUUCGCGAAACUCGGAGGAUCUAUCCAAGAAGUACCCUGAUAUCCUUGCGAAACUUCCCACCUGGGUCAAAGAAGGCACGAAAAGCUUUGUUCUGGACUGCGAAACUGUGGGGUGGGACGUAGAUGAGAAGAGGGUUCUGCCAUUCCAGACGCUUAUGACACGGAAGAGGAAGGACGUGAAGGUGGAAGAUGUCAAGAUCAAGGUCUGCGUCUUCGCCUUCGAUCUCCUGUUCCUCAACGGCGAGCCUCUUGUCAACAAAUCCUUCCGCGAGCGUCGUGAACUCUUGCACGAAUCCUUCCAGCCGGUCGAAGGCGAAUUUGCCUUUGCCACAUACGGCGACGCCAACGACCUCGACGCGAUCCAAGUCCUGCUCGACGAGUCCGUUAAAGCCUCGUGCGAAGGUCUGAUGGUCAAAAUGCUUGACGGUCCGGAAUCGUCGUACGAGCCGUCGAAGCGAUCGCAGAACUGGCUCAAGGUAAAGAAAGACUACCUGUCGGGCGUAGGAGACAGUUUGGACCUGGUGGUGCUGGGCGCCUACUUCGGCAAAGGCAAGCGCACAUCGGUCUACGGCGCCUUCACGCUGGCAUGCUACAACGCAGCCACAGAAACAUACGAGACGAUCUGCAACAUCGGCACAGGCUUCAGCGACGAGAUGCUAGCCUCGCUGCACGCGCAACUGAGCCCGCACAUCAUCGAGCGCCCGAAGCCAUUUUACGCGCACAGCCAGGGCAACAAGGACCAGCCCGACGUGUGGUUCGAGCCGCGCUUUGUGUGGGAGGUCAAGACGGCGGACCUGACGCUCAGCCCGCGCUACAUGGCGGCCAUGGACACGCUCGGGCUCGGCAAGGGCAUCAGUCUGCGCUUCCCCCGUUUCAUCCAGCAGCGCGAGGACAAGAAGCCCGACGAGGCUACUGGCGCCCGCCAGGUCGCUGAGAUGUAUCGUAAGCAGGAGUCUGUCAGCAAGAACAAGGGGCCUAGCGCCGACGACGACUUCGAGUAUUAGGUGAGAGCUGCGGAAGUCUGGUGUUGACGGACGGAUGGGACUGGCUACUGGGUAUAACCGGGUGGCGAAAAUUUGUAGCUUCAAAGGAGGACGGGUACAUGCAUUGUGGUGGCUUCGGAGUCCGAUCGAAUUCGCUGGCGUUCAUGUGACAUAGAUAUCGGUGGCUUCAAGCUGAUGGGGGGCGGGUGCAGGGGGCAAAAAAGUCGCCGGGGUUGCUUACAGAUCGUAUAAUACACAGCACCUAACCUACCUACAUAUGCUCUACAG